CCUCCCUCUUCCGUCUCUCCAUUCUUCUCUUGCUUUUGCCGACCAGAAGCAUCGAGGCAUCCGGGUCAUCUUCACCCCCCCCCCCCCGAUCCCUCUCCACCACCUCCGGGCACCAUCCGCGCGCGCGCACUGUUGUCGAGCAAGGCAAGCAGGCCGGCCUUGCGAGCCCCAGCGGCGGCGCUUAUUGAUCGCGCGCUGAUCAGCAGGUGACGCACCGGCCGGCGAGACCACCCAGCGCGCGCGCGAGAGAGAGAGUGGGACGGCAGCGAUGGCGGCGGGGCUGCCGCCGGCCUCCGAGCGGCGGCUUGCGGCGGUGCUGCUGCUGCUUCUCGGGGUGACCGCGGCGGCGGCUUCAGCCGGCGAGCGGCGGGGCCUGGCGGCGCGGGUGGAGGGCCCGGCGGCGCGGCGCCGCCACGCGUACGCCGCGAUGAUGUACAUGGGCACGCCGCGGGACUACGAGUUCUACGUCGCCGUGCGGGUGAUGAUGCGCUCCCUCACCAGGGUCCGCGCCGACGCCGACCGCGUCCUCAUCGCCUCCGCCGACGUGCCGCGCGACUGGGUCCGCGCAAUGACAGAGGAGGAUGGUGUGAGGGUGGUGAUAGUGGAGAACCUCAGGAAUCCUUAUGCGAGCAGUCUAGGAGGGAUCAACAGGAGGUUCAAGCUGACGCUGAACAAGCUUUACGCGUGGACCCUGGUUGACUACGAGCGUGUCGUCAUGAUUGAUUCCGACAACAUCUUCCUCCAGAACACCGACGAGCUGUUCCAGUGUGGGCAGUUCUGCGCUGUUUUCAUCAACCCGUGCUACUUCCACACUGGUCUUUUCGUGCUCCAGCCUUCUAUGGAUGUAUUCAAGGGCAUGCUUCAUGACCUGGAGAUUGGCCGUGAAAACUCUGAUGGUGCUGACCAAGGCUUUCUGGUUGGGUGCUACCCAGACUUGCUCGACAAACCAAUGUUUCACCCUCCUGAGAAUGGCACAAAGCUCAACGGGACCUAUCGCCUUCCUCUCGGCUAUCAAAUGGAUGCAUCCUACUACUAUCUCAAGCUGCAUUGGCAUGUCCCGUGUGGGCCAAACAGUGUGAUCACAUUUCCCAGCGCCCCUUGGUUCAAACCUUGGUACUGGUGGUCCUGGCCAAUCUUGCCACUGGGACUUUCCUGGCACAAGCAGCGCUGGGAUGAUCUCGGGUAUGCUGCUGAAAUGCCAGUAAUUCUGAUGGAAGUUUUAAUGUACAUAGUGAUCAUAACAAUCACUAGAUUGGCAAGGCCAGGGAUGACAAAACUGUGUUAUAACCGGCGACCUGAGAAGCAAAAUGCCCUGGUGCAGUGGCUGAUCAAGAUGACUGUGAUUGUGGCUAUGGUGGCUGCAUAUUCCAUUCCUUUCUUUGUGAUCCCACGCACCGUUCAUCCCAUCAUGGGCUGGUCCAUCUACCUAUUUGGCGCACUAGCCCUUUCAGUGCUCGUGAUCAAUGUUUUUCUGCUGCCACCACUUGCCGUGCUUACGACCUGGCUUGCGAUUGUUGGUAUGCUCUUUGUUAUGGCAUUCCCAUGGUAUCGUGAUGGUGUUGUGAGGGUUCUGGCAAUCUUUGGGUACGCGUUCUGCUCUGCACCUUUCUUGUGGACAUCCCUGGUGAGGAUGAUGGACUCACUGCAGACGAUGCUUGAGAGGGAUCCAUUCUUCCCUCGGCUUGGUGAACCGACGCAGGAUACUGAAUUCAGCAAGCUUUACUGAUUCUAUUUUGCACCGAUUUGAGAUGCUUCAUCAACACUUGGACAACUGAUCUGGAUCGGCUAAUUCUUGAUUCAUUCUGACGGUUUCGCUCAGGCAUUCUGCUGUGUUGAUACUUAUGUACAAACAUAGCCUGCAGCAACCACGAUUGAUACAGAUACAGGAAAGAUAGGUCAGCUGUACUGAAUUGGAAAAAAGAACAUAUUUGCUGCAUGGAAUCGGUGUGGGGAUUGUUGCAAAGUACCUUUGUGUCUUGCCAACUUGGAUGAUCCGAACUAUGACUGAACAUAUUUUUUGCAGUCUCUGAUGGAAACUGUGUAAAUAUGCUACCUCAUAAAGUGGCAGGCUACUGAUAUAUAAGAAAUUUGCAUGACUGAUCUAUAAAUCAUAAACAAAUGUAUUAGAAAGAAAAAGGCUAGGUAGGAAAUCCAGAAAAAAAAAAGAUAGCAAAAGGAACUUCCUGAAGAUAGCUAAUCAAAGUACAGAACUGUUUAGACUUCUAAAUUCAGUUAAAGGUGAGCAUAGAAAUGAGCAGAAUCUUAAGAUGUUAAUAACCUGUAACAAAGAGCAAUUUCUGUUGUACUAGAUCAGUUGUACCUACCUUCCAAA
This is a messenger RNA of Panicum virgatum (switchgrass), 2332 nucleotides long. Its product is annotated as putative glucuronosyltransferase PGSIP7. Bases 269 to 1726 code for a protein of 485 amino acids. The transcript is spliced from 5 exons. The record is from RefSeq and is a predicted model, not a curated record. Gene Ontology annotation, molecular function: glycosyltransferase activity. Lineage: Eukaryota; Viridiplantae; Streptophyta; Magnoliopsida; Poales; Poaceae.